Molecule: messenger RNA, 776 nt
Organism: Orycteropus afer afer
Lineage: Eukaryota; Metazoa; Chordata; Mammalia; Tubulidentata; Orycteropodidae
Gene: SFR1
Product: SWI5 dependent homologous recombination repair protein 1
Biological process (GO): positive regulation of DNA-templated transcription; double-strand break repair via homologous recombination
Cellular component (GO): Swi5-Sfr1 complex
Source: RefSeq, a predicted model, not a curated record
CAGAGAUAAAUCCAAGAUUUCAUUUGUAAGAUGGAGAGCCUGUCAGACUCCGCUGUGACAUUACCUAGCACUCCAGAGGCCUGUGCCAUUCCACCAUCUCCCCGUACAAAUAGUUCAAGACAACCUAUGAGUGCAGCACUUAGAGAGCGAUUAAGAAAAACAAGGUCAUCAUUUAAUUCCUGUUACGGUGUGGUAAAACGUCUUAAAAUAGAGAAUGAUGAAGGUGAUCAGAUGUUUUCAGAGAAGGCAGUAUCUUCAGCAGAAGAAAGCUGCUUGGAAUUUCAAGAAAGUUAUAAACACACAGACAGUGGAUUUGGAGAAAGUACAUAUUUGAAAAAUACCUUCAAGGAUAUCAGUACAUGUGAAUGUAAAUCACUUGAUACUGGGUCAUGCAGUGCUCUCCAAAAUGACUUUGUCAAUGAGAAUCUUCCCAAACAAGGAUUAAAGGAAGAAAAAGCAAAAUUGGUGAAGCAGGUUCAGGAGAAAGAAGACUUCCUUCGGAGGCUAAAACUAGCCAAAAUGUAUAGAUCAAAGAAUGACCUGUCUCAGUUACAGUUGCUGAUAAAGAAGUGGAGAAACUGUAGCCAGCUGUUGCUUUAUGAGUUGCAGUCAGCUAUGUCAGAGAACAAGAAACUAAGCCUUACUGAGUUGAUAGACCACUAUGAAUUAGAUGAUAAAUUGCUACACUAUAACAGAAGUGAAGAAGAAUUUGUAGAUGCUUAAUUCAUGAUUUUUUUUCCACCUUUGAGAGUGAUAACUUAAUUAAAAGAUGCUUA